This is a messenger RNA of Dunckerocampus dactyliophorus (ringed pipefish), 1886 nucleotides long. Its product is annotated as gastrula zinc finger protein XlCGF52.1-like. The transcript has 2 exons. The record is from RefSeq and is a predicted model, not a curated record. Gene Ontology annotation, biological process: negative regulation of transcription by RNA polymerase II; regulation of cytokine production; regulation of immune system process. The coding region runs from base 339 to 1526 and encodes 395 amino acids. Lineage: Eukaryota; Metazoa; Chordata; Actinopteri; Syngnathiformes; Syngnathidae.
ACUCAGCAGGCACCCUCUCAGGUUAGCUUAGCUUGCUAGUUGCUGACAAAGAAAGAUAUCAACACAUCGCUAAGCAGAAAUCAAGUGUGAGUGUAAACUACAACUGUUGAAAACGUUGGUGAAUUGGUGACUAACUGCGGCCUUUGAAGAUUUUUGAUUUUUUUUUUUAGAAAGAGCGAUAGCAGAGCACAAGGAGGAACUUCCUCAAACAAAACAGAAGAAACGACAACGGCAACUACUGGACUCUGUUUUCAACUAAGAAGCCUCAAGUUGCGUUACACGUAGCAGACAUCAGUCAACAACAUCUUCCCACUGAGCAGCAGGAGUAUAACUCCAGGAUGGAGCAGGAAGAGCCACAACCUCCCCACAUUAAAGAGGAAGCGGAGAAGCCAUGGGCCCCCCACAUUAAAGAGGAAGAGGGAGAGGAGGAGCCACGGCCCCCCCGCAUGAAAGAGGAAGAGGAGGCUCACAGCAUCAGUCAAGAGGGAGAGCAUCUUGAAGGACUGGAGGAGGUCCCAGUGAUUUGUGUCAUUGUGAAGAGUGAAGAUGAUGAAGACAAAGCUGAAAUUGAGGAGAAGAGAGAUGUGGAGCCUCAACACAUGACAACAGAAGCUGAUGGAGACCACUGUGGAGGAUCACAAGCAGACAACCUCUUAGCUCCACUAUCAGAUAGUGACGACACAACGUCACACUCUCCUGACACUGAUGAUGAAGACUCUAAAGCUGAUAUGACAUGUCACACUGACAACACACGCUUUAAAUGCUCUCAAUGCGACAAAACUUAUAAACACCGUCGUAAUCUUACAAAACACAUGAGUGUACACACUGACAACACACACUUGAAAUGCGCCCAUUGUGGGAAAACGUUUGUUUACAAGGUAAAUCUAAAAACACACAUCAGAUAUCACACAGGAGAGAAACCUUUUGCGUGUUCAGUUUGUGGUAAAAGAUUCUUUCAGAAGUCACAUUUGAAAGCACACACAAUAAUACACACUGGAGAGAAACCUUUUCCUUGUUCAGUCUGUGGUACGGGUUUUUUAAAAAAUUCAGAUUUGAAAAUACACAUGAGAACACACACUGGAGAGAAACCUUUUCCCUGUUCAGUUUGUGGUAAAAGAUUCUCCGUAAAGUCAACUUUGAAAACACACACAAGAAUACACACUGGAGAGAAACCUUGUACGUGUUUAGUCUGUGGUACGAGUUUUUUGAGAAAGUCAGCUUUGAAAAGACACAUGAGAAGACACACUGGAGAGAAACCGUAUUCCUGCUCAGUCUGCAACAAAAGCUUUUGUAACCGAACAGCACUUGUGAUACACAUGAGAGUACACACAGGGGAGAGACCAUAUACCUGUUCAGUUUGUGGUAAACGUUUCAUACAAGCUUCAGAUGUGAAAAAACACAUGAGAAAACACACUAGACAGAAACCGUAUUCCUGUUCAAUCUGCGGCAAAAGAGUCUCUUUAAUGGCAACAUUGCAAAAACACACUAGAAUACACACUGGUGAGAAGAUGCAGGACUUGAAAUAAACUGUAAAUUCAGCUCUAGACGGCAGUGCUGUUUGUGUAUUUGAAUAAUUUAAAUAAUCGUGACCAGUAGUUAACUACCGGUACUCAGUUGGCCACGGCAUGUAUCACCACCAGAGGGCGUCUAACGGCGGUCAAUGGUUAACCACUGUAUUGGCCACCACCAGGGGGCGCUUCAUUCGUGGCUAACACUUUAAAUGGUGGCCAAAGCAAUGUCCAGCCACCGUCUUUUAACUGCUAUUUGCUUUAUUGUAUUACUUUACUUAAACUGCUUGUAAUUUCAUUUGUUUGCAUGUGUGUGGUGAUGAGAUGUGCCAUGUAUGAGGGAGGGGGUUUUAACUCUGUAAAGAAGUUUGUGUUGUA